Molecule: messenger RNA, 1380 nt
Organism: Sphaeramia orbicularis (orbiculate cardinalfish)
Lineage: Eukaryota; Metazoa; Chordata; Actinopteri; Kurtiformes; Apogonidae
Product: vitamin K-dependent protein C-like
Biological process (GO): blood coagulation; proteolysis
Cellular component (GO): extracellular region
Molecular function (GO): calcium ion binding; serine-type endopeptidase activity
Source: RefSeq, a predicted model, not a curated record
AUGUCCCGCCUCCUCCUGUGUGCUUUCGUCACGGUCGGCCUGUGGUCGGCGUCUGUCAUCAGUCUGACAGUGUUCUCGGAUCCUCCGAAGGCCCACAUGCUGCUCCGUUCGCGGCGCGCCAACUCCAUCUUUGAGGAGCUGAAACCUGGAAACCUGGAGCGGGAAUGUGUGGAGGAGAUGUGCGACUUUGAAGCUCGAGAGAUCCACGUCACCAGAGAAGCGACACUGGAGUUCUGGACCGUCUACACAGAUGGGAACCAGUGCCGCUCCAACAUGUGCGUUCAUGGAACCUGUGUAGACCUGUACCAGGACUACGCCUGCCGCUGUAGGCCUGGGUACGAAGGCCGAUACUGCAACCAGCCUCAAACGGCCACCGACUGCUUGGAGGAGAACGGCGACUGCGACCACAUCUGUGAGGAGAGCGAGGAUGGCCUGUCGAGGCGCUGCAGCUGCCUGAGUGGAUACAAACUGCACGACGACCACCGCACCUGCAAACCCACAGGUUCGUCGUCCUGCGGUCAGCUGCUCAUCAGUAAGUCGUCCUACAGUGACCCCAUAGACGGCCUUCAGCCCUGGGUGGUGGGAGGGGAGGUGGGCAAGAAGGGGGAGAGUCCGUGGCAGGUGAUGCUGCUGAAUGCCAGAGGAGUUUGCAACUGCGGAGGCGUCCUCAUCGAUCAGAACUGGGUUCUCAGUGAAAAUCAUUGCUUAUCAGGUUCUGAGCUGUGUCCUUGUCCGUCAGGUGACUACGAGCGUAUCCGGUACGAAGGCAGCGAGGUCACCAUGAGGGUGGUGAAGGCCUUCAAACACCCGGACUACAACAGCCGAACGGUGGACAACGACAUCGCCAUGCUGCGCCUGGAGAGCCCCGCCCCCUUCUCCACCUACAUCAUCCCCGUCUGUCUGCCGGGGCGCGACUUGGCCGAGGGCGUCCUCCACCGCAACGGCACCGUGACCGUGGUGACGGGCUGGGGCAAAGACGACAUCGACAGCACCCGCUUCAGCUCGGCCCUGAACGUCAUCAAGAUCCCGCUGGUGGACCACAGCGUCUGCGCCCAGCAGAUGACCAACAACGUCUCCCACAACGUCCUCUGCGCCGGCAUCCUGGGGAAGAGCUUCGACGCCUGCGAGGGCGACAGCGGCGGCCCCAUGGUCACCCUGUACCGCAACACCUGGUUCCUGGUGGGCCUGGUGUCCUGGGGCGAAGGCUGCGGACACGUGGACAAGCUGGGCAUCUACACCAAGGUGUCCAACUACAACGAGUGGAUCCACAGGGUGAGGGACGAGUGGGACAAUGGACAGCACACGCCCACCGCCUGAGCCACGCCCACCGCAUGGGCCACACCCACCUGUCCACCCCAAGCAGCCGGGUCCACAUGUAAC